Messenger RNA from Acanthisitta chloris (rifleman), 666 nucleotides. RefSeq names its product heterogeneous nuclear ribonucleoprotein Q-like. The annotation marks the transcript as partial. The transcript is spliced from 5 exons. Lineage: Eukaryota; Metazoa; Chordata; Aves; Passeriformes; Acanthisittidae. Gene Ontology annotation, cellular component: CRD-mediated mRNA stability complex; nucleus; ribonucleoprotein complex. Gene Ontology annotation, biological process: CRD-mediated mRNA stabilization. Gene Ontology annotation, molecular function: mRNA 5'-UTR binding. The record is from RefSeq and is a predicted model, not a curated record.
AUGGCCACUGAACAUGUUAAUGGGAAUGGUACUGAAGAGCCCAUGGACACUUCUGCUGCAGUUACCCAUUCCGAGCAUUUCCAGACAUUGCUUGAUGCUGGUUUACCACAGAAAGUUGCUGAGAAACUAGACGAAAUUUAUGUUGCAGGGCUAGUUGCACAUAGUGAUCUAGAUGAAAGAGCUAUUGAAGCUUUAAAGGAGUUCAAUGAAGAAGGUGCAUUGGCAGUGCUUCAGCAGUUCAAAGACAGCGAUCUCUCACAUGUUCAGAACAAAAGUGCCUUUUUAUGUGGAGUGAUGAAGACAUACAGGCAGAGGGAGAAACAGGGGACCAAGGUGGCAGAUUCUAGCAAAGGACCAGAUGAGGCAAAAAUUAAGGCACUGCUGGAGAGAACAGGCUACACUCUGGACGUGACCACUGGGCAGAGGAAGUACGGCGGGCCCCCCCCAGAGCCUGUGUACGCAGGACCACAGCCCUCGGUGGGCACAGAGAUCUUCGUGGGCAAGAUUCCCAGAGACCUGUUCGAGGACGAGCUGGUCCCGCUGUUCGAGAAGGCAGGGCCCAUCUGGGACCUGCGCCUGAUGAUGGACCCGCUCACCGGCCUCAACCGGGGAUACGCCUUUGUCACCUUCUGCACUAAGGAGGCAGCCCAGGAGGCUGUCAAACUG